Molecule: messenger RNA, 513 nt
Organism: Pisolithus orientalis
Lineage: Eukaryota; Fungi; Basidiomycota; Agaricomycetes; Boletales; Pisolithaceae
Product: ubiquitin-conjugating enzyme/RWD-like protein
Exons: 8
Coding region: 1-513 (170 amino acids)
Source: RefSeq, a predicted model, not a curated record
AUGGCGUCCAUUUCGGCUCGACGUCUACGCAAGGAGCUCAGCGAGAUCAACAUCGAAGGAUGCCCAGCUGGCAUCAAGCUCCUUAGCGCAGAUAAUUUCGACACUUGGUUGUUCUCUAUAGAGGUCUUAGGCGAAAGUUUAUACCAGGGAGAAGUUUUCAAACUCAUGUUUCGCUUCGAUGCCAAUUACCCCAUUUCGGCACCAGCUGUACAGUUUGUCGUAGAUGAGACAAGAGAGGCGCCUAUCCACCCACAUAUAUAUUCUAAUGGACAUAUAUGUGCAUCUAUCCUUGGGACUGAGUGGUCCCCGGUGUUGAGCGUGUCCGCUGUGUGCGUCACGCUUCAGAGCAUGCUCGCAUCUUGCAAGGUCAAGGAACGGCCCGUGGAUAACGACAGAUAUGUACGGACCGCGCCCGAUAAUCCCAAGAAGACGCGUUUCCAAUAUGACGGUGAGAUUCGAUCGGAUACCAUCAGCAUGGCUCCACUCACUUCAUUCUUUCGUUUUUCGGCCUAG